AUGCAGAGUCCAAUCCCCCUCAUCAUCAACAACGAAUCCGUAGCUACGGGCAUCCGCUUCGACGUCCGCAGCCCCUCCACCGGCAAUGUCAUCGAAAGUUGUUCCGGCGCCUCAGUCAAUGAGGUAAACAAAGCCGUCGAUGCAGCAAAAGCUGCAUUCCCAGCCUGGAGCAAGAUGCGUCCGUAUGCCCGUCGCGACAUUCUGAUGAAAGCCGCCGACGUGCUCCUGGCGCGCAAGGAGGAGCUCAUACAGUACCAGCGUGACGAGACGGGGGCCGGUCGUCCGUUCGUCGAGCAUACCUUUUUGCUGGGUGUCAGUCUGCUGAAGGACUUUGCGGCGCGGAUCCCUUCGAUUGAGGGGACGGUGCCGUCUGUCACGCAGGAUGGGGAGGGUGCGAUGAUCUACAAGGAGCCCUAUGGGGUUGUAUUGGGAAUCGCUCCAUGGAACGCCCCGUUCAUCUUGGGAGUCCGGUCUGUUGCUAUCCCCCUGGCUGCUGGGAAUACCACGAUUCUCAAAGGCUCGGAACUGUCACCAAGAUGCUACUGGGCUAUUGGUGAUGCCUUCCGGGAAGCCGGCCUCCCUGCUGGAUGUCUGAAUGUCCUGUACCAUAGCGCUGCUGAUGCUGCAGAAGUGACAACAGCACUUAUCGCGCAUCCUUUCGUGCGGAAGAUCAGCUUCACCGGAAGCACGCAGGUUGGCAGGAUCAUCGGCACGACUGCAAGCAAGUAUAUCAAGCCUGUGCUGCUUGAGUUGGGCGGGAAGGCCUCUGCGAUUGUGUUGAAUGAUGCCAAUCUGGAGCAUGCGGCUUCUUCCUGCGUCACAGGUGCAUUCAUGCAUUGCGGCCAAAUAUGCAUGUCCACGGAGCGCAUCGUGGUCCAGCGAUCUGUGGCAAGCAAGUUCCGACUUCUUCUAGCUGCUGCCGCCGAGAAGAUGUUCGGCAAGGAUACACCAGCUCCAGUUUUAGUCACGUCUGCAGCGGUGGAUAAGAACAGGAAGCUGGUAAAAGAUGCCGUAGCGAAAGGAGCCAGUAUUCUCUUCGGCGAUGUCAAUGCCACCGAGGCUUGCAGUAGCAGUAUGCGGCCGAUCAUUGUCGACAAUGUCUCCAAGGAAAUGGAGUUGUACGCUGCUGAGUCUUUUGGACCCACCGUUUCUCUGAUUGAGGUCGACACGGAGGAGGAGGCAGUUGCUCUGGCUAAUGAUACUGAAUAUGGCUUGACAGCGGCAGUCUUCACGGAGAAUCUGGUGCGCGGGUUGAAGGUAGCAAAGCAAUUGGAGGCUGGGGCUGUUCAUAUCAACUCCAAAACUGUGCAUGAUGAGCCUGUAUUGCCUCAUGGGGGAUGGAAAAGCAGUGGAUAUGGCCGCUUCGGAGGGCCUCUGGGCUACGACGAGUUCCUGCAGACGAAGACAGUGACCUGGGUGGAAUAG
Molecule: messenger RNA, 1425 nt
Organism: Monascus purpureus
Lineage: Eukaryota; Fungi; Ascomycota; Eurotiomycetes; Eurotiales; Aspergillaceae
Source: the annotation of a GenBank genome assembly